AUGAUUUCUCACCAUGGCUUGAGUGUGGCCGUGGCAGUCCUCGCUGGCCUGCCUCGGCUGACCGCGGCAGACAGUUCGCCCUAUCUCCUUACACAAAACUACCUCCCGCACAACUUGACCGACGGCUUCGUCUUCCGCACGGCUGCCGACUACCCCGGCACAGGCGAUCCCACGCAUGGAUUCGUCAACUAUGUCGGCCUGGACACGGCCACUGCGGCCGGCCUGGUCAAAGUCGUCGCCGGCAGUGCUGCUCAGGGAGCACCGUUUUCUGCCGCGCGCAAGCGGAACGAGCAGCUCUACCUAGGGGUCGACCAUACGACCGUCCUCAACGUGUCGUCCGCGGACGUGGCCAACUCGUCCGUCGUCGCUGCCACCCCCACCCCCAGCCCCGCCGGCCGCGGCCGCUCAUCCGUCCGCCUCGAGUCCCGUGCCACCUUCUCCCGCGGCCUCCUCGUCGCCGACUUUGCCCACAUGCCUGCCGGCCAGUGCGGCGUCUGGCCCGCCUUCUGGGCGUACAAUUUCAGAGAGGACCCCGUCGGCGAGGUCGACCUGCUCGAGGGCGUCAACCACCAGGCGGCCAACAUGGUGUCGCUGCAUACGGGCGGCACGUGCGAAUUCGGAGCGUCGGCCGACGAGACGGGCGUGGACCGCCGCGAUUCGUGCACGGUGGUCUAUGGAAACGCAUCGACAUACGGCGGCUGUGGCAUCACGGCGCCGGCCGCAGCCAAUACGUACGGGACCGCCUUCAACCGCGUCGGUGGCGGCGUGUAUGCAGCCCUGCUCGAGGCGGACCAGCUGCGGGUCUGGCACUGGCCGCGGGGCGGUGUUCCGGCGGAUGUGCAGCAGGGAGCACCAGACCCUUCCCUGACGUCCACCUGGGGCCGGCCGCUGGCCGUCUUUUCGCAGGCCAACGGCGGCUGCGAUGUGGCGGCCAACUUCCACACCCUGACGUUGAUUUUGAACACGGACUUUUGCGGCAUCAACCAGGCGAACGGCAUAUGGAACAACGACGCGGCGUGUGCAGCGUACCCGACCUGCGAGGCCUUUGUGGCGAGCCACCCGGAGGCCUUCAACGAGACGUACUGGCUGGUGAACUCGAUCCGGGUCUACGAACCGGGACAGUCGACAGGGCCGGUGGUGCCAGUUCCUGUGAAUACGACAACGCCGGUCAAUACAACGACACCUGUGUCCACGGCCCGUCCCACACAGCCGCCGUUGUCGUCAAACUCGACACUGCCGGCGCCCAUCUAUACAAAUACAACAUCGCACGUCGUGCCGGUACCGACGGCCAACACGACGACAUGGACGACGCUCGGAAACCGAGACGACUUCUCCGACGACAUCUCUGACGACAUCUCUGACAACGGUACAAAAUUCAACUUCUCAGAUACCGACGUCAACAACAUCAUCAACAUCGACGACAUCUACAUCAACGACAUCAACGGUAUCAACAACUUUUGCAUCAACAACUUCUACACCAACAACAUCUACACCAACAACAUCUACAUCAACAUCUACAUCAACAUCUACAUCAACAUCUACAUCUACAUCAACAUCUACAUCAACAUCUACAUCAACAUCUACAUCAACAUCUACAUCAACAUCUACAUCAACUUCCACAUCAACUUCUACAUCAACUUCUACAUCAACUUCUACAUCAACAACGUCAUCAACAACUUCUUCAUCAGCAUCCACAUCAUCUACAUCUACAUCUACAUCAGCAACUUCUACUUCAAAAACAACAACGCCGACAACACUCCGGACGACGACUACAAAGACAAAACCCCCUACAGUCGAGCCCACACCAACAAGCAAAAAGACGACAACAAUCACCCAUCCACCCGGGCCCACCAAAACGCCCUAUUGGCCAUGGCCGAUCUGGACGACGCCGGGGCCUGCCAAACCGACGCCAACAACGGAGCCCCCAACCAAGCCGACUCCGACUGCCUCUCCCACCAGCCCCGUUGUCCCUGCCUGGCCCAAAUGGCCACAUUGGCCCGCACCCGUGCAGCCCUGGCGGCCCUGGACGCCGUGGCAUCCGUGGGGGCCGCCGACGCCCAUGGCGAAGGCCAUGGCGACGACGACGAUGGGGACGACGAUGGGCCGUACAGUGGCAAUCCGUUUAGGGAUGACGGCGAUGGCGAUGAUGACGACGACGACGACGGUGACGACGACUCUUCGGGUGAAUGGAAGUGGAAACAUCACCAUCACCACUGA
This is a messenger RNA of Sporothrix brasiliensis 5110, 2217 nucleotides long. RefSeq lists its product as uncharacterized. Lineage: Eukaryota; Fungi; Ascomycota; Sordariomycetes; Ophiostomatales; Ophiostomataceae. The coding region runs from base 1 to 2217 and encodes 738 amino acids. The record is from RefSeq and is a predicted model, not a curated record. Gene Ontology annotation, biological process: glucan catabolic process. The transcript has 3 exons.